Messenger RNA from Phytophthora infestans T30-4, 960 nucleotides. Its product is annotated as Amino Acid/Auxin Permease (AAAP) Family. NCBI's taxonomy places the organism in Eukaryota, Oomycota, Peronosporomycetes, Peronosporales, Peronosporaceae. Gene Ontology annotation, molecular function: amino acid transmembrane transporter activity. Gene Ontology annotation, biological process: amino acid transmembrane transport. The record is from RefSeq and is a predicted model, not a curated record. Gene Ontology annotation, cellular component: vacuolar membrane. Bases 1 to 960 code for a protein of 319 amino acids. The transcript is spliced from 2 exons.
AUGAUGGCGAGUGUGUUCUCACUACCGGUGCUUGGACUCGAGUAUCAACGAGACAAGACCCCCCUCCAGCCACUGGACGGCGGUUUAGCAUCUUCGAUCAUGCCGUUCUUCACACUCGAGGGCUUCAAAAUCUCCUUCAGCUUCUUCUGUACCGUGUACGGUAUCGGAACGCUGGGUCUGCCGGCCAACUUCGCGCGUUCGGGGGCACCGAUCGCGACGGUGGCGCUGCUGUUCAUGGGUUUCGCCAACGUUUGCUCCUGCGUCGCCAUCUCACGCGUGUGCCUCGCAGCACCCGAACACCUUAAGACGUACGGUGACGUCGGCGAGUGGUGCUGUGGCAAGAUCGGACGCUAUCUUGUAUUGCUCGCACAGUUCGGCGUGUGUCUCCUUGUGCCGUGCGCGUAUCUCGUACUAGGCGGUAUCCUACUGGAUGGUAUCUCGCCGGGCGCGUUCGACCAGCAAUACUGGAGCAUCAUCAUGGCUGCUAUGUUGCUGCCUGUUAUCGUGACGCCGACGCUUAAGGAAGGUGCGUACGCUGCGUUUGCUGGCUGCUUGGGCACCGUACUCGCCGACGCGAUCGCCAUCGCCGUGCUGGCAGUAGGUAUCGGCAACGACCACCCGUCCGUGCCCCAUCCGGACAUCAAGUUCAGCGAGGCGGCAUCUUCAUUCGGCAACCUGGCUCUGGCUUACUCCGCCGCCGUGCUGGUCCCCGCUUUGCAGCGCGAACACUCCCAGCCUGAGCGUAUGCCUCGUGUCAUCGCCUGUACCAUGAUCUUCGCCGCGUGCUGCUUCCUGAUCAUCGGCGAGACGUCGUACUCGUACGUGGGGUGUCAGAUCCCCGGUAACCUGCUGUUCGCCGUCAACGGCACGGCUGCUGUCGUGCUUGCCUACAUGUUCAUGCAACUGCACAUUACCAUCGCGAUGUCCGUCAUCUUGAACCCCGUACUGUACAUUCUUUAA